Spodoptera litura is the source of this 2193-nucleotide messenger RNA. RefSeq lists its product as uncharacterized. The record is from RefSeq and is a predicted model, not a curated record. Lineage: Eukaryota; Metazoa; Arthropoda; Insecta; Lepidoptera; Noctuidae.
UGCAGUGAGAUACAGCCCGUGGUACAUUGGAAAAUAAACAAUAAACAUUGCACAAUAUGGUUUUAAAUAUUAUGCAGUUGUAUUAGAAGGGUAGUUUUUGAAGACAAUAAAUGUAAUCAUAAAAGCAAUUAUUUUAAACAAACGUGUAAUGUAAUACGAAGAUUUAUAUUGGCAAACGACUAACUGCGGUUGAGCGCGGCACAGGCCGGUCACCAUACAGCUGUAGCCAUGGGGGCACAGAAAUGGUGUCUCCUAAUACCGAUGUUCUUAGCAUCGGUGAGAGCUGGACUGAACGACAACGUUGCACAAUCGUACUAUGAAACGCCACAGUCCUCAUCGCCAGCACCAGAACCAACGUCAACCCAACACCCUUCAUUGAGAGGAAUGAAAGAAAUUGUAUUAUUCCUAACACCAGAUCAAGUGGAAAUUCUUCAAGCGGCUGGCGCUGUUGUGCAACCAUAUCCAGAAUAUGAAUCUGAUUUUGCUGAACUACAAGAACGAUUUCGGCAAAGCAUUGAAUAUGAGAACCAAAUGCCUCAUCAAGUUUGGAUGAAUUCAAGCGAUGAUAUCAAACAAAAUCCAGAUAUAUUAGAAGAUUAUUACAAACUUUUAAACAUCCAAGAAAUCAAUGAUGAUUUGGCUUAUCAAGCUAUGCUGGCCACAACCACAGAAACUACUACAGAAAUGCCUACAACAACAACACCAAAGUAUAAAUAUACGAAAGCAAGACAGCAAUACAAAGACAAGGAAUUUUCUACUCCAUAUACUCCUAAAAAAGCGAAUCGACCGAAACCUAAUAAUCAAAAUAAUGCAGAACAAUAUGUCCGUUUUCUACCGAAUUAUGAAAGUGAGACUCUACAAAUGAUACCAUUCGAAGCUUUACCCCUUCCUGGAUACCAACAUGGAGUGCAAGCAGAAAUUAAUAUGCAAACAACUGACAUGGCUCUAUCAACUGCUAAUACUGUUGCGAAUACACAAUUACAAAUAAACCCUGAGAUAAAUGAUCCAGCUGAAAUAGUAACAAAUAUAGGAGUUACUACUGAGACUCUGAUAAAUACUUACCCUCAGCAAUCUGAGCGCAUUCAACCAGUUGCAAAUACUGAAGUGCAAGUUGAACCACAGCAAAUUUCAUACAUGCCUGUACAUACAACUCAAACAAAUAACUAUAGUAGACAAAACCUAUACAGGCCGGUAAAAAUUCGUAUCAAACUAGACAAGCAAACCACAACUCCUCCUCAGACUUUUGUGCAAAUUACACCAAAACCUACGCCAACACCUCAAUCAUAUUUAGAAUCUCAGUAUGCUAUUCAAUUCAAGGAAACUCUUAGUUCUGUUGAGGGUCUUCCACCACCGCCGGAGGUGCAACAGGAGAAGCCAAAAACUCCUACAAAACCCUUGCCAACUGCCCAAACUCCAGUCGUACAUCAAGAUAAACUAGCAGUGCUUUUGGCUCCGCUCUACCAACACCAGUCCAUAACUGAAACAAUUAAUCAUCAAAAGCAGGAACUAUUGAACGGGGAGUUUAAAAUUCGCAGUAAAUUACAAGAAAUGAAGGAAUCCCAAAAUUAUGACCAUAAAGCGUAUACUGUGGCAGUGGAUAACUUGAACAGAAACUUGGGACAGCAGAAUGUUUUAGCAAAGCUUGAAGCUUCUAGGGUUUCUAAUACGGGAAAUGUAGUACGACAGCCUUUGGAAUCGGUGAGGAGUACUGAGUAUCCAAUGGUAGUACGUAUUCCUAAACCUCAAGAGGUCAAAAUUCCUGCUCCGUACCCAGCACCCUUGGAAUUCAUGAAACCGUUGAGAGUUCCGAAACCCGUGGACAACAAAAGAGGUCCCCAUUACCAAGGAGGUAGAAACGUCUAUCUUAAACUAGAGAGACCACAUCAAACUUAUAAAGUAGUUCCUAAAAAUGAGAAGUAUCUGAUUCCCACCAGGAUCCCUGUUAAUGUACAGGAGCCAGUCUCCUACGUCAUCCGUCACAUUUGGGAACAUUAGAAUUAGUGCUUUCGAAGACUGACUGUCUUUGAAACACCGAUAAUUUAUUUUUACGAAAAAUAGUAUUUAGAAGAACCCAGUGCAAUAUUGAUGCCAUUGAUUGAGUGAUAAUGUAUUUAAGAUAUGACAGUUUUUAUUUGUAUUUAUUGUAUUUAAAUAAAUUGUGAUUGAACAAGUUAAGUGAAGAAUUUAUUGCUG